Messenger RNA from Eutrema salsugineum, 974 nucleotides. RefSeq names its product protein MIZU-KUSSEI 1. The transcript has a single exon. Gene Ontology annotation, biological process: hydrotropism. The record is from RefSeq and is a predicted model, not a curated record. The coding region runs from base 32 to 832 and encodes 266 amino acids. Lineage: Eukaryota; Viridiplantae; Streptophyta; Magnoliopsida; Brassicales; Brassicaceae.
AGCUCAGUUUCAUUAGAAAGAUCAUAAAAAAAUGAAAUCAAUUUUAUCCACCACUUCUCUCGACUCUUCAUUCUCUCUCUCUAAACGUUACUUCAACUGGAAGAAGAAGAAGGUUCAAGAAGAAGACGACGAGGAAGAAGAAGAAGAAGACGACGAUCUCAUCAACAACGAACAAAAGAUCUUGACCCGUUUCAACUUUUCCUCCGACCCGACCCGACCGGAUCAAUUCGAUACUCAACAAAUAACGAAGAAGAAGAAGAAAAAAACCAUCGAGAGGAUCCGUUAUGCGCUUGGGUUCUCAAAUUCGGGUCUGGGUUUCCGGGUAGUGGGUACGUUAUUCGGAAACCGUCGUGGACACGUGUAUUUCGCCGUACAGGAUGAUCCGACCCGUUUACCCGCGGUUUUGAUCCAGUUACCGACUCCAACGAGCGUUCUCGUCAAGGAAAUGGCUUCGGGGCUCGUGAGAAUCGCGCUCGAAACGGCAGCGUUUAAGACGGGUUCAAAGAAGCUUCUUGAAGAGUCCACGUGGCGUACCUAUUGCAACGGCAAAAAAUGCGGCUACGCGGCGAAGAAAGAGUGUGGAGAGGCGGAGUGGAGAGUUUUGAAGGCUGUGGGACCCAUUACGAUGGGUGCCGGAGUUUUGCCGGCGGCGACGGCGACGGUGGCGGAAGAUGGGAAUGAAGCGGUGGGGUCCGAGAAAGGCGAGCUCAUGUAUAUGAGAGCCCGGUUCGAGCGGGUUAUCGGGUCCAGAGAUUCGGAGGCCUUUUACAUGAUGAAUCCUGAUGGGUCUAGUGGUGGGCCUGAGCUUAGUGUGUAUUUUCUAAGGGUUUAAAGGGAAACAUAUAUUAGUAUGAUUAAACAAGGUAAUAUUUGGACCAAGAAAUUUAAGUAUGUGUUUUGAUUUUGGGUUUUUGUUUAAAUGAUGUAAUAUCAACUAUGGAAAAUUGUUAUUUAGAUGCAAUGUUUUUAAUGAA